GCUUUUGUGAAUCUUUCGACAAGAGGUCUCAUUUCAGUUCUCAAAAUUCGCCCCAAAAUUUGAACGUAAACUCUUCGGCUAAAGUUGAACAAAACUAUAAAAUGACUGAAAACAAGGCGUCCUCGUCCCGAGGCCAUCAGUCGGGAAUGCAGUUCAGCACCGCCAUAGGAACGCCGGAAACCAAGCGCAAGAUGCUCCUCUAUAGACGUCUAUUGAGCCGCGAGUUGGCCCGCGAUGGAAAAAAUCCUGAGGAAAUCGUACGGGCGAGAAAUCGGAGGCUGCGGGAGCAGGACCAAGGAAGGUUUUCAAAGUCCUAAAUAUAUACAUGCUAAAUAUUUCCCUGGCACAAGAGUUUACGUUUGCGCAUUCAAGAAAAAGUCUUGUUUAUUUCGGUCUGAUUUAGAAAAAAUUUAAAUUUAUUGGUACCUUUAAUAAAAAAUUAUUUUCCGUAA
Molecule: messenger RNA, 452 nt
Organism: Drosophila takahashii
Lineage: Eukaryota; Metazoa; Arthropoda; Insecta; Diptera; Drosophilidae
Source: RefSeq, a predicted model, not a curated record